AUGGCAGCUACUUCAAAUAUGUUUCUGUACUCACUUUCGCUCCAGUCUCCGACGGCUAUUUCGCAAGCCAUCGUCGGCUAUUUCUCUGGCACCAAGGAACAGCAAGUUCUGACAGUAUCGGGGUCCAUUCUGACCUUACACCGUCCCGAACCGACUCUCGGCAGAGUCCGGCCAUUCCUUUCGCAUGACCUCUUCAGCAUAAUCCGAUCGGUUGUCUCUUUCCGCUUAGCUGGAAGCUCCAAAGAUUAUAUUAUUGUAACAAGCGACUCUGGCUGCAUCGCCGUUAUCGAGUAUCUGCCUACUCAAAACCGUUUCUCUCGCAUUGUCCUAGAGGCGUUUGGAAAGUCUGGCGUGCGCCGUACUGUUCCAGGUGAAUACCUGGCUGUUGAUCCAAAGGGAAGAGCCUGUAUGCUUGCGUCCAUCGAAAAGAACAAGCUUGUCUACGUCCUCAAUCGUAACUCCCAAGCCGAACCGACUAUAUCAUCCCCCCUCGAAGCACACAAACAUGGAGUCCAGGUUCUAGCCCUAGUAGCCCUCGAUGUGGGAUAUUCCAAUCCCGUCUUUGCAGCUCUUGAGACGGACUAUUCAGAGUCUGACCUGGUCUCCUCUGGACAAGAGAUACCUGACGUUGAGCUUGUUUACUACGAGCUGGAUCUGGGCCUGAACCAUGUCGUCCGAAAAUGGUCGGAAACUGUAGAUUCUACGGCAUCUUUACUCUUCCAAGUUCCUGGUGGAAUUGAUGGUCCAAGUGGCGUCCGUGUCUGUGGAAAGGAAACGUCGUGGACCACAGAAGACCCGCAACGGAAGCGUACUAUUGUUAGUGGUGUGAUGCACAAGCUCAAGAACAGCCCAGAAGCGUUCUUCCUUUUGCUGCAGACAGACGAUGAUGAUAUUUUCAAGCUGACGUUCGACCUACAAGUCGGAGAUGGUAGUCUGAUAGGAGAGUUACGGCGUAUCAAGAUUAGCAUCGAUUCUUUGAGUCCUCUUAUGGACUGCAAGGUUGCUGAUUUGGUUGGGGGCGGCACACCGCAGAUCUAUUCAGUCUCUGGCAGCGGUGCGAGAAGCCAUUUUCGGGUGCUCAAGCAUGGGCUAGGGAUUAAUGAGGUUGCAACAUCUGAGUUACCGGGGACAGUUUCUGGUGUAUGGACCACCAAGUUAACAAGGCAUGACAAGUACGACGGGUACAUCAUCUUGACCUCCUCCGAUAACACGUUGGUCAUGGGCGUCGGAGAUGAAGUCCAGCAAGUGAGCGAUUCCGGAUUUCUCACAACUGUGACCACCCUCGCCAUCCAGCAAAUCGGGGAUGAUGGUAUAGUACAAAUCCAUGCGCGAGGUAUCCGACAUCUCCGCGGCGGGGAAAUCAACGACUGGCCUGUCCCCCAACAUAGAGUUAUCGUAGCUGUUGCUACAAAUGAGCGACAGAUUGCAGUGGCUUUGAGCUCAGGAGAGAUUGUUCAUUUCGAGAUAGGUAGUGAUGGAUCACUUGCUGACUUAGGGCCGGUCCCUGAAGGGCGACUCCGAAGCCCAAUUCUGGCGGUAGGAUGUGAGGAUUGCACUGUUCGAAUCUUGAGCUUGCAUCCAGAUUCCACGCUUGAGAGCAAGUCUAUACAAGCGCUGAUAGCGGCACCCUCGGCGCUUAACGUCAUGGCAAUGGAGGAUCCAUUAUUGAGUAGCUCUGAACUGUUCCUAAACAUCGGCCUGAGUUCUGGGGUCUAUCUGAAAACUAGACUCGAUGGAAUCACAGGACAGUUAUCAGAUACGCAGACGAGAUUCCUUGGUCUCAAGGCUAUUAAGCUCUUCCAGGUAACAGUCAAGGGUCAAACCUGUGUUUUGGCCCUGGGCUCUAAGCCUUGGAUGGGGUAUACUGACCCCAAACGAGGGCUUAUUAUGACACCUCUUGAUUACGAUGAGCUGGAGUGGGCAUGGAACUUCAGUAGUGAGCAGUGCGGUAUCAUCGCGGUUCACGCCAACUUCCUGCACACCAGCAUCACUCUUUACCUCGCUAACCUAAUCUUUAGCAUAUUUUCUAUUGAGAGUCUAUCUGAUAACAUGGUCCGAAAGUCUCUACCUCUGACCUAUACACCACGGCAUUUUGUUAAGCAUCCUCAUGAACCCUACUUCUAUACGGCUGAAGCGGAUAACAACACACUGGGUCCUGAGUUACGUACACAGCUACUGGGAGCCUCUGAAGAUAAAACUCAAAAGGAUGAGAAACUACUCCCACCAGAAGAGUUUGGCUAUCCGCCUGGUCGUGGCCGAUGGGCCUCGUGCAUCAGUGUUGUCGAUCCCAUCGGCGAACAAGUGCUUCAAAAGAUCGAGCUUGGAGGCAACGAGGCUGCUCUGUGUGUAGCGGUGGUUCUAUUCACUGGACAGGAUGGCGAGAACUUCUUGCUUGUUGGCACUGGGAAGGACAUGAUCCUUGAUCCCAGGCAAUUCUCAGAGGGCUACAUCCAUGUCUAUCGCUUUCAGCAAAACGGGAGAGGGCUGGAGUUCAUUCACAAGACCAAGUUGAUUGUCUCCUUGAAUGCUCAAGACAACCGUAUCGUCGUCGGGGAUGUCCAGCAUGGCGUGACGAUGGUUACGUACGAUCACAAGCAUCAUAGGCUUAUCCCUUUUGUUGAUGAUACAGUUGCACGCUGGACAACCUGUACGGAAGUGGUCGACUAUGAAUCUGUGGUUGGAGGUGAUAAAUUCGGGAACCUCUGGGUUGUGCGAUGCCCCGAGAAAGCGAGUCAAGAGGCAAAAGAGGACGGAAAUCGCUUCAUCGACGCACGGAAUCAUCUGCGCGGCGCACCAGCUCGAUUCGACAUGGUGGCCUAUUUCUUUACGCAGGAUAUACCGACCAGCAUCACCAAGACCAACCUCGUCGUGGGCGGACUGGAUGUUAUCGUCUGGAGCGGCUUGCAUGGCACUAUCGGCGUCCUCAUCCCCUUCGUCACACGCGAGGACGCCGAUUUCUUCCACAAGCUCGAGGUGCAUAUGCGUGCUGCGGAUCCGUCUCUUGUCGGCCGUGACCAUCUGAUGUACCGCGGCUAUUACGUGCCGGCUAAGGGCGUCAUAGACGGAGACCUCUGCGAGCGGUUUAGAUUACUCCCCGUAGAGAAAAAGCAGCGGAUUGCGGUUGAGCUGGAUCGCACUGUGAUGGAAGUCGAACGAAAGAUCUCGGAAGCUCGAACUCGAUCCGCAUUCUAG
Fusarium subglutinans is the source of this 3192-nucleotide messenger RNA. Its product is annotated as pre-mRNA-splicing factor rse1. The transcript is spliced from 8 exons. Lineage: Eukaryota; Fungi; Ascomycota; Sordariomycetes; Hypocreales; Nectriaceae. The record is from RefSeq and is a predicted model, not a curated record. Gene Ontology annotation, biological process: mRNA splicing, via spliceosome. Bases 1 to 3192 code for a protein of 1063 amino acids. Gene Ontology annotation, cellular component: nucleus; U2 snRNP. Gene Ontology annotation, molecular function: U2 snRNA binding; protein binding.